Messenger RNA from Thamnophis elegans (Western terrestrial garter snake), 3225 nucleotides. It is a transcript of the gene DDX41, whose product is annotated as DEAD-box helicase 41. The coding region runs from base 69 to 1994 and encodes 641 amino acids. The transcript is spliced from 17 exons. The record is from RefSeq and is a predicted model, not a curated record. Gene Ontology annotation, biological process: mRNA splicing, via spliceosome. Gene Ontology annotation, cellular component: spliceosomal complex. Gene Ontology annotation, molecular function: ATP binding; RNA helicase activity; RNA binding. NCBI's taxonomy places the organism in Eukaryota, Metazoa, Chordata, Lepidosauria, Squamata, Natricidae.
CCCUCAUUGGAUACGUGCGCGCGUGCGCUCACGCGCGGAAGGCCGAGUGAACGGAGUAGCUUGAAAACAUGGAGACCGGAAGUAGCAGGAAGAGGCAGCACGAGCCAGAAUCGGAAGCGUCGGGCCUGUCUGGAGAAGAAGAAGAAGAAGACGACGACGAAGAAGAAGAACGAGUGAAAGGAGAGGUCGAGGAGGAGGCAGAUGAUGGUGACGGCGAAGACUACCAGCCUUAUGUGCCCCUCAAGCAGCGCAAGCAGGAGCUGUUGCAAAAGUUGCUGCAGAUUCGUCGCAAAGGAGUGCUGGAGGAGGAACAAAGAGACAGUGGCAGCGAGUAUCAUGGCGAUGAAGAUGACAUUCCCCUGGGCCCCCAGUCUAACAUCAGCCUUUUGGAUCAGCACCAGCAUCUCAAAGAGAAGGCAGAAGCACGUAAGGAGUCAGCUAAAGAGAAACAGCUUAAAGAAGAAGAAAAGAUCCUGGAAAGUGUGGCAGAAGGGCGAGCUCUGAUGUCUGUGAAGGAAAUGGCAAAGGGCAUCACAUAUGACGAUCCAAUUAAAACCAGCUGGAAGGCUCCCCGGUAUAUCCUAUCUAUGUCAGAAGCAAGGCAUGACCGUGUCCGUAAAAAAUACCAUAUCCUUGUGGAAGGGGAAGGCAUUCCACCUCCUCUCAAAAGUUUCAAAGAGAUGAAGUUCCCAGGGGCAAUUCUGCGAGGCUUGAAAAAGAAGGGGAUCCAGCAACCAACUCCUAUCCAGAUACAGGGUAUUCCUACCAUACUUUCUGGUAGAGACAUGAUUGGGAUUGCUUUCACCGGCUCUGGCAAGACCCUUGUGUUCACCCUCCCGGUUAUCAUGUUUUGCCUGGAGCAGGAAAAGAGGCUGCCCUUUUCCAAAAGGGAAGGACCAUACGGGCUCAUCAUCUGCCCCUCCAGGGAACUGGCUCGACAGACCCAUGGCAUCCUGGAGUACUAUUGCCGCCUGCUGCAAGAGGACGGGAUGCCUGCCUUGCGCUGUGCUCUCUGCAUCGGUGGCAUGUCUGUGAAAGAACAAAUGGAGACUAUCAAACAUGGUGUACACAUGAUGGUAGCAACCCCAGGCCGUCUGAUGGAUUUAUUACAGAAAAAGAUGGUUAGUCUGGAUGUCUGCCGCUACCUGGCUUUGGAUGAAGCUGACAGGAUGAUUGAUAUGGGUUUUGAAGGAGAUAUCCGCACCAUCUUUUCCUACUUCAAGGGACAGCGACAGACCCUUCUUUUCAGUGCUACCAUGCCUAAAAAGAUUCAGAAUUUUGCAAAAAGUGCCCUUGUAAAGCCUAUCACAAUCAAUGUGGGACGUGCAGGAGCUGCCAGUUUGGAUGUCAUACAGGAAGUAGAAUAUGUGAAAGAGGAAGCUAAAAUGGUGUAUCUACUUGAAUGUCUACAGAAGACUCCACCACCCGUUCUUAUUUUUGCCGAGAAGAAAGCCGACGUAGAUGCAAUUCAUGAAUAUUUAUUACUCAAAGGUGUAGAGGCUGUGGCCAUACAUGGUGGAAAAGACCAAGAGGAGCGAACAAAGGCUAUUGAGGCUUUCCGGGAUGGGAAAAAGGAUGUUCUUGUUGCAACAGAUGUUGCCUCCAAAGGCUUGGAUUUCCCAGCCAUCCAGCAUGUCAUCAAUUACGACAUGCCCGAGGAAAUAGAAAACUAUGUUCAUCGGAUUGGGCGUACGGGCCGCUCAGGGAAUACUGGCAUUGCCACCACAUUCAUCAACAAAGCCUGUGAUGAAUCAGUACUCAUGGAUUUGAAGGCGCUGCUGCUGGAGGCCAAGCAGAAGGUGCCCCCUGUGCUUCAAGUGUUGCAUUGUGGAGAUGAAUCCAUGUUGGAUAUCGGAGGAGAAAGAGGCUGUGCUUUCUGUGGGGGACUGGGUCAUCGUAUCACAGACUGCCCCAAGCUGGAAGCCAUGCAGACCAAGCAAGUCAGCAACAUUGGACGCAAAGACUAUCUGGCACACAGCUCCAUGGACUUUUAGAUGGAUUCUGCCUUUUGGCUAGGCAUAGGUUCUUUUUUCCUGGAAAGACACCUUUUCUGAAAUAACUCCAAUGCAGUUUCUGGCACAACUAUCACCAAUAGGAGACAGGCUCUGGCAGAGGAGGACUUUUUCCAUAUGGGGAUCUGAAUGCUUCUGUUGAAAAUAUUGAUCCUACCUCGAGGUGAAGUGCUAGGCUUGGUUGUCCUAUCUCCCACGUUGCCUUCUGUGUGGACAUUUUGUGCUAAUUUGAGACAUCACCUUGGUAUCUGCACAUUCUUGAAAGGCAUGCUCCAUCCUUUUUAAACACCUGUUUGUUUUUAAGCUGUUCAGUGUACUUUCUCUUGAGGGUAGCAGGCCAUUGUUGCAAUAAUCAGUUGCAUCAGAGAUUGUCAUGUGUGCUGGGCAAACAUUGCCUCUCUCCUCAGCAGUUGACCGUAAUGAGGAGCCAGAGACUCGGCAUGUAGUUCACAUUCUACUACUAGCUUCUGGUCGCUAUAAAAACUGUAUAAUUUUAUUUACCCCUUGCCUUGACUCCACCCAUCUUGCUUCCCACCCAUCUUGCUUUCUCUAACAGCUCUGUUUUGGAUGACAGCUCCUGCAGCUGCAGAAAAGCUAUUCUUGCCUGCAAAAAGUUGUUGAGUUAAAUGUCUCCUGGGACAGUCGUCUGUCUCUCUUGGGACUUUUUGCCUGUUAUAACUUCCUGCGUGCUUGCAGGCCCCAAAGAGGAAGUUAGCAGGCAGAGGAAGUUGCCUGCACUAUCAUACUUACUGACUCAUCCCUUGGGCAGCCACAAGAGCUCAUCAUCUUGACAGUCUCUGUCGUACACUUCACUGGGUUGCUAGCUUGGAUCUGACUCCUAUGGAGCACCCUAUAAAAGAUGGGUUCCUGUAUAUUCAACACCCGAAAUUUGGGAAGGUAAAUGUGGUGUCUCACUUGUAUUGCCAAAACUGAUUCUACAGAAUCGUAAAGGUAGAGAUGAAUGGAUUUGUGGAUUUUGUUUGCCUUGUCAAAGUCAAGGAAUCUUUUCUAUAUACUUUUCAUUGUUAGGGCUUAAGAUGUUAGCCUUGGUCGUACAAGGCAGAGCCUGCAGUAGCUGUGAUUAUCUGGUAUUUAUUUUCCAUUCUCUUGCUAUAUUGUUAUAUUGAAUUGUGAGUGUACAGCUCUAUAUUCGGUUGUUUCUGAAUAUGAUUAAAUCAAAUGACAAAUUAAAUUAAAUUCUGUGUACAUUAAG